Messenger RNA from Triticum aestivum (bread wheat), 1217 nucleotides. RefSeq names its product F-box protein At5g07610-like. The record is from RefSeq and is a predicted model, not a curated record. Gene Ontology annotation, molecular function: protein binding. Bases 21 to 1118 code for a protein of 365 amino acids. NCBI's taxonomy places the organism in Eukaryota, Viridiplantae, Streptophyta, Magnoliopsida, Poales, Poaceae. The transcript has a single exon.
CCUCUUCUCCCCGCAGCGGCAUGGCGUUCGAGAGAUUCACCGACGAUCUCCUCGUGGAGAUCCUCUCCCGCAUCCCCGCCAUGUCUCUCCGCCGCCUCAAGUGCGUCUCCAAGCACUGGCUCUACCUCAUCGACCACCCCGACCACCGCAAAAAGCUCCCCCAACCCCUCGCCGGCUUCCUCUACACCAGCAGCACCACCGGGGAGUUGCUUACGGUUUCAUCUUUCCGCUUCACCAGUCUCUCGAGGGGAUGCCGCGCUCCUCUCAUAGACACGUCUUUCGCCUUCCUGCCCAACCACCAGCGCGUCGAUCUUUUAGACUGCUGUAGCGGCCUCCUCCUCUGCCGCUGGCACGCCGCCGGGGCCGACGAAUGCCGUUACAUCGUGUGCAAUCCCGCGAGAAAGGAGUGGGUCAUGCUACCUGAACCCAGCAAGGCCGAGGAGGUGAGCACUGUACGCCUGGGUUUCGAUCCGGCCGUGUCUUCCCACUUCUAUGUGUUUAUUAUGUUGCUGGAGGAGAUCGACGGUGACUUCUACCACACCAGAGUGAAUGUGUAUUCGUCGGAAACCGGACGGUGGGCUCGUAAGGAAAAGAGAUGGGACGAGUCUAUUUUUCCUUUUGGUCAUCAGCUCCGGUCUACUGUAUUCCUCAACGGUUGUAUGCAUUUUCACGCAUAUAGCUUCAAGUCAUACGAUUGUCUAGUUGCAGUGGACACAGAAGGGGAGACAUGGACGAUCUUCCAUCUCCCUCCUGGCCUGUUUAAUGGUUUUCUUCAUCAGUCACAUGGUUGCUUGCAUUAUUCCACUUUCCUGUAUGAUGCUGAUAGCAGGUUUCCAAUAGUGGUUUAUGUUCUCGAGGACUAUAACAAAAAAGAGUGGAUGUUGAAGCAUAGCAUUGUAACUGGAUGGACACAACGUAUUAGUCACAGUUGGAUGGCGAUUCAUCCGGAGUGUGACUUGAUGUUCUUCACAGAGGGACAGGAUACCAAAUUCAUGUCUAUGAUGUGCUAUAAUAUGGAUCGUCAGCAAGUAAAAGAGGUCUCCAAUCUUGACUAUGGGGACCCACCAUACCUACCAUAUGUACCAUUCUAUGCGGCGUUACAAUCAUUGCACUCGUGAAAACAAUAGUUGACUCUGGACUUUAUUUGGUGCAAUGGUAGUUCAGUAAUGAGGCAACUUGUCUGAUUCCUCUUAGAUUUGUUCGCGUAGUAGUGUUGA